Molecule: messenger RNA, 243 nt
Organism: Wallemia ichthyophaga EXF-994
Lineage: Eukaryota; Fungi; Basidiomycota; Wallemiomycetes; Wallemiales; Wallemiaceae
Product: Phosphatidylinositol 3,4,5-trisphosphate 3-phosphatase cnrN
Exons: 2
Coding region: 1-243 (80 amino acids)
Biological process (GO): cell motility; protein dephosphorylation; phosphatidylinositol dephosphorylation
Cellular component (GO): cytosol; nucleus; cell projection
Molecular function (GO): protein tyrosine phosphatase activity; phosphatidylinositol-3,4,5-trisphosphate 3-phosphatase activity
Source: RefSeq, a predicted model, not a curated record
AUGGCACAAAUGACGAAAUAUAUUCAACGCGUCGCUAGCGGACCAAAGCAAAGAUUCCGAGAUCCAGAAACGGAUACAGAUUUAGAUCUAUCGUACAUAUCUGACAAUAUCAUCAUAAUGGGUUACCCUACACCUGCGAACAAUUAUCAGGCGGUAUUUCGCAAUAACCAGGACCAAGUGAGGAAGCUGCUUGAGUGGGUUACAGUGCGUAGGAGGAGAGAACUGCACGAUAAUUCUCAAUAG